Molecule: messenger RNA, 2398 nt
Organism: Anopheles aquasalis
Lineage: Eukaryota; Metazoa; Arthropoda; Insecta; Diptera; Culicidae
Product: glutathione-specific gamma-glutamylcyclotransferase 1
Biological process (GO): glutathione catabolic process
Cellular component (GO): cytoplasm
Molecular function (GO): glutathione specific gamma-glutamylcyclotransferase activity
Source: RefSeq, a predicted model, not a curated record
ACAGCAGACCUCCCCAGCUAACUUCAGGACGAACACACAACAUUUGCCACCGUGUACCGCGUGCCUGUAUCUCUGUCAGCGAGAAAGGAUCAAGGAAAGGGUGUAGUGUUAAUUCGGCGGCCCCCUCUAAAUCCUUCACCACCAUUUACGUGCUAGCCAGUGGAAGUGAGCAGUUUGAAAUAGUUACUGCGUGCCCCAGUUGACGACGCCGAGUGAAGUACAGGCCAGUGCAGUAAAGAGACCAGUGGCCACGUAUUAACUUUCCAUCAUGUCUCUAUACGGUGGCAAUUGUUGCGGUUGUUUGUCCUGUUAAGGGGACACUUUUUGGCAUCUUUUCUUGUGUAUCUUGCUAACGGCGUUAUGGCACCAGCAGCACAGAAUACGCCCAACAACACACGGGCUCGGCAACAGCGGCGAAACAAGAACAUGAAGCCUCCAAGCAGCCGCACUACUAAACUGGGCAGCAGAACAGUAGCAGCGACAGCAGCAGCGCCAGCAACAGUAUCCACCAUCCACCGCCAGCGGACAUCCGAGUUAGUAGUGCCGAACGCGCGAGCCGCACCGGCCACAGCACCGAUCGCCGCCAUCGUGCGGGUGGAAGAACACCAGCUGCAGCAGCAGCAGCAGUAUCAUUCGGUCACACUGGAACCGUACCAUCACCAUUUUCGGCCCUUCCACCAACGGAAGCGACCCGUUCCGAUCCGUUUAUCCGGAACGCACUCCGCAGCACUCUAGCAGGUCACGCCAAGCCUGGUCCGGAGCUAAGUCAAGCCAAAAAGACACACAAAGAGACAGAACGAAAGGGGGAAACAGUGAACCACCGAUAGCGCGUGUGUGAUUCUAGUGUCUGUGUCUGUGUGGCGUACGCCCUAGUGUUGACCAAGUUUUUGUAGAACUUUGUUUUAAAGCCAGCCGCCCUUAAGCUCAAGGUCACGGACACGCGGAAACUCAUCGGCCGCGAAUGCACCAGCGUCGCGAAUCGUACGGAAAACGGAUCGCCACGCGAAUCUCGCUCUAGUGUGUCCACCUGGCGGCAUCACCGACGCGCGAUCACCAACGCGAUCGGUGAGAGACGGUUUAGCAUCAGCGAUUUGCGGAUUCGAUUUGCACACGCGAUCACGCGCCAACCGGGUGUGUAGAUUACGUCCUUUUUUUGUCCUCCGAUCUCUCUCGCUCUCGCGUGUCAUCCUUUUUCGUUCCGCUAGUGGCAAAAGUGUGUCGGCGAAAAAUUGCGUCUCGCGAUCGCCCCCCGCGAAAUUCCUCUCUCACUCUCUCUCUCUCUCUCGACUGUAGCAUCGGCCUAGUGUCCGCGUCCACGCUUGAUAUUUACAAAACAAACUCAAAACAAAAGAAAGGGUAGCAAACAAGCAACGAGAAGAGGUCGGAGAGGCAACGCACAAGAACGAAUCCCGGUCAGCAGCGCGGCCAGAUGGAUGGGAGAGAACGAAUGGCGCCGGCCGCCAACGGCCAGCGAACGCCGGAUGUGUGGGUAUUCGGCUACGGAUCGCUCUGCUGGUAUCCGGGCUUCGAGUACUCCGACUGCAUUACCGGCUACAUCCGUGGGUAUGUCCGGCGGUUCUGGCAAGCCAACGUGACCCACCGUGGUACCAAGGAACAGCCCGGUCGCGUGGCUACUUUGAUCGAAGACAAAGAGGGAAUCACUUGGGGAUGCGCAUUUAAGGUGACGGGCGCGGAUGCGUUGGAGUACCUCGGCCAGCGAGAAUGCACACUCGGUGGUUACGCGACGAAGUACAUCAAAUUCUAUCCCCGGAUCGCCAGCGAACAAUCGGGCAUCAGUGGGGAAGCGUUCGCAACGCUCGUCUACAUCGCUACACCAAAGAACGAGUACUGGAUCGGGGAGGAACCGCUGCUCGUAACGGCCCGCCAGAUCGUCGAAUCGCGCGGUCCGAGCGGACACAAUGUCGAGUAUCUUAUCCGAUUGGCGAUGUUCAUGCGGGACGAGCUGCCCGGUGCAUCUGAUGAGCAUUUGUUCGAGCUGGAGAGUCUCGUGCGACGGUUCGUGGCCGAGGCGGAGCUGAGCGUGGACCAGCUGCUGAUGAUGGGCAACACACCGUUGCGCCGGAUCCGCCGUGAUACCCACGAGGAGGUGCGACGUCACGUUACCUUCGAAUACACCUCACGCGUACCCGAUACCAAGCUGCGUUGCUUGCACAUUUAGGAUUACACCCCGUCUCCGUGCUUCAGUCUACAAUUGACAUUCUAUCUCCUGAACCGGCGUCGUGUGCCAAACGGGCAAAAGCAUCUUACUUCACUUCCUAACUAUAUAUUAAGGCUUCGAAAGCAACGUCGACACUAGAAAGCAGCAAUAGCAUCCUCCAUAUGACAACAAAUGUUUUAUGUUUUAUGUUUUAAUGAAAUAUAAAGUCUUAUCGAUUUA